UUGUUAGGGAGAGGGAGACAGCGCGGCUUGGCGGCUUAGCAGAAGCUGAAGGGAGGAGGAGGAGGAGGCGGCAGCAGCAGGGCACAAAAAUUGAGCAAUGAAUAAAUUACGACAGAGCUUCAGGAGAAAGAAAGAUGUCUACGUUCCUGAAGCCAGUAGACCACAUCAAUGGCAGACGGAUGAAGAAGGGGUUCGAACUGGGAAAUGCAGCUUCCCAGUUAAGUAUCUGGGACACGUAGAAGUGGAUGAAUCCAGAGGAAUGCAUAUAUGUGAAGAUGCUGUGAAAAGACUAAAAUCUGAAAGGAAGUUCUUCAAAGGCUUCUUUGGAAAAAGUGGAAAGAAGGCAGUUAAAGCAGUCCUGUGGGUUUCAGCAGAUGGACUCAGAGUUGUGGAUGAGAAAACAAAGGAUCUUAUAGUUGAUCAGACAAUAGAGAAGGUCUCCUUCUGUGCUCCGGAUAGGAAUUUUGACCGAGCGUUUUCUUACAUAUGUCGAGAUGGUACUACAAGACGUUGGAUAUGUCAUUGCUUUAUGGCUGUAAAAGACACGGGAGAGAGGUUGAGUCAUGCAGUUGGCUGUGCAUUUGCAGCAUGUUUGGAGCGAAAGCAAAAGAGAGAGAAAGAAUGUGGGGUGACAGCCACCUUUGAUGCCAGUAGAACCACUUUCACAAGGGAGGGGUCUUUCAGGGUUACCACGGCAACUGAACAAGCAGAAAGAGAGGAAGUCAUGAGACAAAUACAAGACAUCAAAGUCAAUGGCAUUGCCUCUGCCUUCCAUGUGUUUGCUGAUAAACCAGCUCAAACUACUAUAGCAUCUACAGCAAUACCACUUCGUGAAUCCAAUCCCUGGGCUCAGUCCCCUGCUGCUCCAGCUGUUGCUAAAACUGGAGCUGGAGCUUCUCCUUCUGGUGCUGACUGGAGUGCCGACUCGGGAGAGGCCUCACCGAAUCUGUUUCAGGCAAGCCACAGGCGCACUCCCUCAGAGGCAGACCGUUGGUUGGAAGAAGUAUCUAAAACUGUCCGGUCACAGCAGCCUCAGGUGCAGCCCCAGCCUCCAGCUCCCCAGCCGCUCCUCCAGCCUCCAGCGGUGGUUUCUCAGGCAGCACCAGCUUUUCCAGUCAGCACCUUCAUUGCACCUCCACCAGUGCCUAUUGGGGUGGUGCAGCCCAUGCAGCCUACGUUUAUCCAGGCUCAGCCCUACGCAGUCGCAAAUGGAAUGCCCUAUUCAGCUCCCAGUGUGACCAUGAUUGGAAUCACCCCAUCCCAGAUGGUAGCCAAUGUCUUCGGCACUGCAGGUCACAGCCAAGUGUCCCACGCUCAUCAGUCACCUAGUCUUAUAAAGCAGCAGACAUUUCCUCAGUAUGAAACUAAUAGCGCUACUGCCAGCCCUUUCUUUAAACCCCCGGCCCAGCAGCUCAAUGGCUCUGCUGCUUUCAAUGGUGCGGACCCAGCCAAGUGGCCCACAGAGGACAAGCAUGUGCUUCUUCCCGGAGCUGGCCAGCAGGUGGAUCCAUUUGAAGCACAGUGGGCAGCCCUGGAAAGUAAAUCGAAACAACGUACUAAUCCCUCUCCGACUAACCCUUUCUCCAGCGAAUUACAGAAGACAUUUGAAAUAGAACUUUAAGCAGUCCUGUGGCUUGUACUUCAUCUCUGUGUAUGUGUGUGUUGGCAUUGGAUGUAAGAGUAUACCGGGGGCAGCAUUUUUUAAUCGCUCAUGUCCCUCUCUUUGGAAUUAGGUUGGGGCUAGAGAGAGGGGACACUCAUGGAAAGAGGCUCCUAAAUCCAGCCUUUGGGGGUAUAAUCCAGGAAACAUACCCCUUGCCACCUGUUCGGGAAUUUGAAUGGCAAAAGGAAUCUGAAAAGGGCUGAAGAAGGGAGUUGAACCUGAAGCCUUUUUUCCACAGAAACUUCAGGAAACCUCACAAGCUGGAAAGCAAAUGACUCACCACUAUCUUAAGAAUGUGUCUACCUUCCUGUGAAUGGCCCAUUCCCUUGGGGCGAAAACAGAGGUUAGGGAAUUGUGGCAUAGUAAGAAAUGGGCUGGUGGAGAAAGCCUGCAAGCUGCUCAGAAUAUGUUAUCAGUGGGAAAAGAAUGAGCUUCCAUUUCAAGUAAUUAUAUAUAUAGAAUAAAGCCAAAAUCUUUAUUUUUAUGCAUUUUAGAUUAUUUUAAAUAGUUCUAGUUAUUAAAAGUUGAAUGAGUUGUAAGUAAUCUUGCCAAAGUUAUAAAAGGGGGUUGGAUGUAAAAUUGUACAUAAGAUUGAUUUAUCACUGAUUCUUACAGUCAGUAAUAUGGGAAUAGGGUAGGGAGCGGAGUUCCCAGCUUGUCCCUCUCUGUAUCAUUGUAAGUAGCAUAUUGCAACUACAAUCAUGAAUCAUGACCAAUUUUUUUAAAAAAAAAUCAUUGUAGAGUAGUGUAAGAACAAUAUUGUCUUGGUUUGAGAACAAUUGGUAAAUUUUAUCUUUUUUUUAAGCAAUCAAACUAGAUAUUAAAGUUCAUAUAGGUUCUUUCAUGUACUGCUGCAGUUUAUUUGUCUUACAUCUCUUUUAACACUACUGUGACAACUGUAAUUAUAUUUACAAUCAGGUCUACUUAUGAACCCAUUUUAGGUGCAUUAAAUAGAGUUUAGAUUUUUUUUAAAAAUGCUUUUCCCAUUGUUAUAUAUGAAAGCUUAUAACUAGACUGCAGCUAUUCCAUUUCUUUCCUCUGGCAAAUCAUGAAGUCCAUCUCAUUUUUAAUUUUACUCUUAAAACUUGGCCUUACAAGCAAAUGUAAGUUAUAUAUUUGUACUGAUGAUUUAUAAUCUGCUUUAACAGAAAUAAAUGUUGGUAGUAGAUUAUGUGUCUUUCUCAACAGGUUUCCUUGUUGUUUUCCUGCAACCAGUUUGAUCUCCAUUUCAUUUGGUGUAUAAAUCACCAAAUUUUAAAUGUUUGGUCUACUAAUAACAGGGCAAGAUAUAUACUCCCAUUUGUAUCUAUUGCUUAAAGCAGGAAUUGCAACUUCUGGAAUUUCAGCUUGCUUUUAUUUUGAAAUUUGUAUUAUAUUUCCUAUUUCCCCAGAAGAAUGUGGUUCCUACAAAUUGCCACAUUUCCCAUUAAGGGAUUAUCAGUGUAUUAUUCAGAAAUAGCCCUGAAGAACUUUGUAUUUGUUCUAGAGCAUUGUUCAUUAUCUAGAGACAUAAACUGGUUUUGCUCAGUUUUAGUGUGUCUUAGUACAUAAUGGAACUUAAUGGUUAUUGCUGUUUAAAGUUACAGUACUUAAGUGGUUUGUUUCAGUACAAAGCAUGCUUACUCUAAAACAAAGCUACCUCAAAUGUAAGUGCAUGUAUGGUGGAUGUAUGAAUUUGGACUAUGCCAUACUGCACUUGAGUAAAAAUCCCUUUCACUCUUUU
Messenger RNA from Thamnophis sirtalis, 3386 nucleotides. NCBI's taxonomy places the organism in Eukaryota, Metazoa, Chordata, Lepidosauria, Squamata, Natricidae. The record is from RefSeq and is a predicted model, not a curated record.